Molecule: messenger RNA, 5764 nt
Organism: Eleginops maclovinus (Patagonian blennie)
Lineage: Eukaryota; Metazoa; Chordata; Actinopteri; Perciformes; Eleginopidae
Gene: sin3aa
Product: SIN3 transcription regulator family member Aa
Exons: 21
Coding region: 263-4105 (1280 amino acids)
Biological process (GO): negative regulation of transcription by RNA polymerase II
Cellular component (GO): chromatin; Sin3-type complex
Molecular function (GO): transcription corepressor activity
Source: RefSeq, a predicted model, not a curated record
AGCCCCGCCCACACCCAAAGCCAACCGAACGGAGAUUGUUUUCCUCUCGGGGAGAUUUUCACUUUGCAGCUUGAACUGUUUAUUUUAAAAUCACACGCCGCUGAUAAGUUGCUUUUAGCAUAUUCAUCAAUGUGUUAUCUUCCCCGGCCUGAGGAAUAAGCGGGUAACGAGGAAAAAUAACGGAUUAUCAAAGCAUCAUUUGCGUUCUUCAGCUCGCUAUUUGGGAGAGGGGUCUCUCAGCUUUUACGAGUAUGAGUUCAUAAUGAAGCGGCGUCUGGAGGAUCAGGAAACGGUUUUUGCGUCCCAGCAGCGGCGCCUCGCUGGCAACGCGGAGGCUUUCCAGCAUCGGGUCCUGGCCCCUGCACCGGCCCCGGCUGUGUAUGAGGCCGUGUCCGACAACAUGCAGCCCACAGCAGGCGUCCAGUACUCCGUCCCCCAGGGAUACCAGGUAUCUCUGCUUUCCCAGGUUUCCACCGUGGCCCAGAACAGUGGUGGGCAUGGCCACACUCCAAACCCAGCUGUCCACGGCGGGUCCCACCACCACAGCCCAGCAGUCCAGUCCCAUGGGCCAUCAGUGAUGUCCGGGCACAGCCAUACAGCUGCUCCCCAGGCCUCGGCACAGGGCCAGCAGUUUCAAAGGCUCAAGGUGGAAGAUGCUCUGUCUUACUUGGAUCAAGUGAAACUGCAGUUUGGCAACCAUCCUCAGGUCUACAACGACUUUCUGGACAUAAUGAAAGAGUUCAAGUCUCAAAGCAUUGACACCCCGGGGGUCAUCAGCAGAGUGUCACAGCUCUUCAAAGGUCACCCUGACCUCAUCAUGGGCUUCAACACCUUCCUGCCGCCGGGCUACAAGAUCGAGGUCCAGACCAACGACCUGGUCAACGUGACCACGCCUGGUCAGAUCCACCACAUCACCCCGCAUGGCAUUUCGGUUCAGAACAUCCCAAUCACAGGAGCAGCUACCCUACAUCCACCCCUGCUCCCGUCUGCUGCUGCCACCACCACCGCUCCGCCCCUUCUGACGCAGCCCACCCCCGCCAAGAUGAGCAAGCCUCUUCAGCCACAGGCGUUGAUACCGAGCAGUCAGAGCAAUCCGUCCAUCCCUGCCUUCCCGUCUCCUCGCUCCCCGCCCAUGCAGCUCCACCCGCCACUCAGCGGGACCCCCACGGGGCCCCCCAUGCAGAACAACCAGCCCGUGGAGUUCAACCACGCCAUCAACUAUGUCAACAAGAUCAAGAACCGCUUCCAGGGCCAGCCCGACAUCUACAAAGCCUUCCUGGAGAUCCUCCACACGUACCAGAAGGAGCAGCGUAACGCUAAGGAGGCUGGUGGGAACUACACCCCAGCACUGACGGAGCAGGAGGUGUACGCCCAGGUGGCUCGGCUCUUCAAGAACCAAGAGGACCUGCUCUCAGAGUUCGGCCAAUUUCUGCCUGACGCCAACAGCUCAGUGUUGUUAAGUAAGACUACGGCUGAGAAGGCGGAGUCCGUACGGAACGACCACGGCGGUACGGCCAAAAAGCUGCAGCUCAACAACAAACAGCGGCCCAAUCAGAACGGCUGCCCGAUCCGCCGGCAUCCGACUCCAGGGGCCACACCUCCUGUCAAGAAGAAGCCCAAGUUACUGAAUUUGAAAGAUUCCUCGGUGGCGGAGGCCAGCAAGCAUGGAGUCGGGACAGAAUCUCUGUUCUUUGAGAAGGUGCGCAAAGCCUUGCGAAGUGCAGAGGCUUACGACAACUUCCUGCGGUGCCUGGUCAUCUUCAAUCAGGAGAUGAUCUCCAGGGCUGAACUAGUGCAGUUGGUGCUGCCGUUUUUAGGAAAAUUCCCAGAGCUGUUCAACUGGUUCAAAAACUUCUUGGGAUAUCGGGAAAUGUCCCACAUCGAAACGUACCCUAAGGAACGGGCCACCGAGGGCAUCGCCAUGGAGAUCGAUUAUGCUUCCUGUAAGAGACUAGGCUCCAGUUACAGAGCUCUGCCCAAAAGCUACCAGCAGCCCAAAUGCACUGGCAGAACUCCACUUUGUAAAGAGGUCCUAAAUGACACCUGGGUGUCCUUCCCCUCCUGGUCUGAGGACUCCACAUUUGUCAGCUCCAAGAAGACUCAGUACGAGGAGAAUAUCUACAGAUGUGAGGACGAGCGCUUUGAGUUGGACGUAGUGCUGGAGACCAACCUGGCCACCAUCCGGGUGCUGGAGGCAGUACAGCGGAAGUUGUCCCGCAUGUCGGCGGAGGAGCAGGCCAAGUUCCGAUUGGACAACACCAUGGGCGGCUCUUCGGAGGUCGUGCACCGCAAAGCCAUCCAAAGGAUAUACGGAGACAAGGCGCCCGACAUCCUCGAUGGCCUGAAGAAGAACCCUGCUGUGUCUGUGCCCAUCGUGCUAAAGAGGCUAAAAACUAAGGAGGAGGAGUGGCGGGAAGCCCAGAGAGGCUUCAACAAGAUCUGGAGGGAGCAGAACGAGAAGUAUUACCUCAAGUCUCUCGACCAUCAGGGCAUCAACUUCAAACAGAACGACACCAAAGUGCUCAGAUCCAAGUCCAUGCUGAAUGAAAUCGAAAGCAUUUAUGAUGAGCGCCAGGAGCAGGCGUCUGAGGAUAACGCGACCCCCCCCACGGGACCUCAGCUGACCCUGGCCUACGAGGACAGUCAGAUCCUGGAGGACGCGGCGGCGCUCAUCAUCCACCACGUCAAGCGGCAGAGCGGCAUCCAGAAGGAGGACAAAUACAAGAUUAAGCAGAUCAUCUACCACUUCAUCCCCGACAUGCUGUUCUCUCAGCGGGGCGAGCUCUCUGAGGUGGAGGAGGAAGAGGAGGAGGAAGAGGAGAUGGAUCUGGAGGAAGGCGCCUCUAAAAAGCACAACGGGGUCCCCGGCAGCGGGAGCCCUUCAAAGUCCAAGCUGCUGUUCGGCAACACGGCAGCGCAGAAGCUACGCGGCACCGACGACGCCUACAACCUCUUCUACGUCAACAACAACUGGUACAUCUUCCUGCGGCUGCACCAGACGCUCUGCUCGCGGCUGCUGAAGCUCUACGGCCAGGCAGAGCGGCAGAUCGAGGAGGAGCUCCGAGAACGGGACUGGGAGAGGGAGGUGCUGGGACUGAAGAAGGAGAAGAACGACAACCCGGCCAUCCAGCUCAGACUGAAGGAGCCCAUGGACAUUGAGGUGGAAGAUUACUACUCAGCCUUCCUGGAGAUGGUGAGGAAUUUGCUGGAUGGAAACAUGGAGACUUCUCAGUACGAGGACUCUUUGAGGGAAAUGUUCACCAUUCACGCUUACAUCGCCUUCACCAUGGACAAGCUCAUCCAGAGCAUCGUCCGGCAGCUCCAGCACAUCGUCAGUGAUGAGAUCUGUGUCCAAGUAACGGACCUCUACCUCUCAGAGAGCUCUAACAGCGCCAGUGGGGGCACCCUCUCCACACAGGCUUCAAGGAGCUCUGCAGAGACCAUGUACCAGAGGAAAGCCGAACAGAUCAUGUCUGACGAGAACUGCUUCAAGGUGAUGUUUUCGAGGAACAGAGGGCAGGUGCAGCUCAUGGUGGAGCUGCUCGACACGGAGGAAGAUAACUCGGAUGAGCCCAUGGAGGCUGAGCGUUGGUCUGAUUAUGUCGGCCGCUACUUAAACCCAGACACCACCACGCCUGAGCUGAGGGAGCACCUCGCUCAGAAGCCCGUGUUCCUCCCCAGGAACCUGAGGCGGAUCAGGAAGUACCAGAAGGGCCGGGAGCAGCUGGACAAGGAGGCCAGCGAGGGAGGCAAGAAGUCGCUGGAGAAGGAGAAGAUGGAGUGCAUGUUCAAACUCAACUCCUACAAGAUGGUGUACGUCUUUAAGUCGGAGGAUUACAUGUACCGACGCACAGCGCUGCUGAGAGCUCACCAGUCCCACGAGCGGGUGAGCGUCCGGCUGCACAAACGCUUCCAGGGCUGGGUGGACGUGUGGGCCAAAGAGCACGUGACCCGCGACAUGAGCGCCGAGACGAAUAAGUGGCUGAUGGGCGAGGCUCGCGAGGGCCUCUUACCCUGCACCACCAGCCGCCAGCCGGAGAUCCUUCACUAUGUGAACAUCAACAAGUACCGCGUCAAAUACGGCCCCCGUAGCAAGUCGCCGUAGCCGCGGAGAAACGAAAAGAGACUGAUUUCUGGGGGUGUUGGGUCUCAAAUCAAACAGGUCAGGAGUAGAGGUAGGGUCGAGGGCUUCUUAAUGAGUUUUUAAGGCCGACAUGGGAGCACUAUUAAGCUAACUACCGUGUGUGUUGCACCCGGGGCGGCAGGAUUACUGAUUUUACCAGCGUUUUUAGCUGGGCCCAAUUUUUUCGCAGGGCCUUUGGUGCCAAAACUUAGGAAUGGUCACGAUCCGGUCGCAGACCUGAGCUCUUACCAGCACUCGGAGCCACUUCUCAAACUUCCCUGAGCCUUUUCUCCACGGGGCUUAGCAACGUAAACGGCGAGCCUGUGAGAGAUAGAGUGGUGCUUUUUGUACUUUUAUCACAACCGAGCUUCAGUUUAGAUUUCCCACUGAUUUUCCACUGAAGCCAUCAGAGGUGAAGCAUCGAAAUCUAUCAAUCAUACAGGGAUUUCUUUAGUGUUAAUCUACAGUAUCCAUGGGAAAAUAAACGGUGGACAAGUGCACUUAUUUAGAAAAAGAAGAACAUGUUUAAGAAAGUUUUGUUUCCCAGAUUUGAAGGUUUGGAGCACGACAAAGUCUGAGAGGUCUGGUUCUGACAUUCCUGCGUUACGGCCAAAUCACAAUUAUGUACCUAUCACUAGACGGAAAGAGGGUUACUUUUUCGAGACACACGGCAGCAUUAUUAGAAACUGUGCCUGAGCCCCAAACAGUAUUGUCGGGUCGACUUCAAAAAGCACUGUCGCGUUUAUAUAAAAAAAAACCUGAAAAAAGACAAAAAAUUCUCCUCACAACACUGUUUGGUCUCGGACUGUAAAUUGUAUAGCUUGUGUAUGUCAGAUACUGACAGGAAUUCCAGUGUAUGUGUUGUGUAUAUAUAUUAUAUAUAGUUCUAUUAACACAAAUAAUCCUCGCCGCCCUGGGAGUCAACCUUUUUUAAAAUGCCCUCUGCCAAUACACCAGCUACACACACAUAAACAAACACACACACACACUCGCACUCGUCUCAUUCUAGGAGGACUGUCCACAUGCCGCUCACGUUGUAAAUACACUGUAUAUAGUCUCAGACUUUUUAUGACAGAUCUGUGUUGUUGUGCUAGUAAUACUUUCCAAGCUUUCUGUGGACUUAAGUGAUAAAUGGCUGAAGUUAGUAUGUAUAUGAAAAAGACAAAUGCAACACCAUUUAUUACAGUUUUUACCAAAGGGAGAUGAUUAUAAAAAUAGCUGUUUUGCCCCCUUUGUGUGUUCCUGUUAUGUCUUCUCUUUUUAAUAUCUGUAGUAAAAACAUGUGGAAAAGUAGAAAUGUAUCCAGGUCUUUUGGUUUUUUUUAUAUAUGAGAAAGAACUUUUCUUUUUCUGCUGAAUGUGACACCUGGUUGGUUUAAAAAAUAAUAAUCACUGCCCCCACUUCUGACAACCGACACCGUCCGUGGCGAUGGUGGGACUCUUUAAUUUCUCUCCGGAUGAGUGGACUCCACAACGGUCUCACCUUGUGACGCACUUCUUCCCUCCCUGGAUAGAUUUCUGCUGCAAACUUCAGCCCACACCAUAUUUUUGAUAAUGGAAGAAGUCACACGAGCAUGUCUUUAGUCCCUUUAUUUAGUCAUUAUUUAAUGUAAUAAUAAAAACGACAUUUGUAGCCUACGGA